Cryptomeria japonica (Japanese cedar) is the source of this 1465-nucleotide messenger RNA. RefSeq lists its product as uncharacterized. The record is from RefSeq and is a predicted model, not a curated record. Lineage: Eukaryota; Viridiplantae; Streptophyta; Pinopsida; Cupressales; Cupressaceae. Gene Ontology annotation, molecular function: calcium ion binding. Bases 151 to 1239 code for a protein of 362 amino acids. The transcript has 5 exons.
UUGAAGUGGACUGUUCACGUGUACAGAUUCUGUAGAAUUCCAUCACGUCUGUACGAUUAGGAAUGACCAUAAAUGUUGGAAUGGCUACAAUUAGGGUUUUUUCACAGCCUUUCGAGCAAUUGAACAGAACAAAUAUUUUUCCAGGAAAACAUGGAGAGCAGUGUGAGUACAGCUACUGUGGUCGAUGGAUCUCAAAUCAGGCAGCUGGUGGAGAAUAAAGAGGCCUUCCAGAGCUAUGUGGAAGAGAAAUUCUGUGUGUUGGAUAAAGAUAAAAAUGGGAACUUGAGUGUGGAGGAGCUUCAGCCUAUUGUCUCCAACAUUGGCAUAGCCCUGGGCUUGCCAUCCAGGGGCUCUUCACCGGACUGUGAUCACAUUUAUGAAGAGGUGACCAAAGAGUUUUUACUUGGGAAGGAGCAUAUAAGCAAAGAAGAAUUUAGCUCUGUUCUGGCCGACUUCCUCAUGGGCAUGGCGGAUGGACUGGCAAGGGAUCCAAUCUGUCUUCAAACCCUCACUGGCCAAGAAUUGCAAUGCUAUGUCAACAGCUCUGAGUUUGAGGCAGAUGCAGUGGCUAUGUAUACUCAGUUGUCAACAGACCAAGGAGAGAAAACCAUAGAAACAUUUUUAAUUCAAGCUUUGGGAAAUGUCCCUGUUGACAAGGGCAUGCCUCCUACAUCAGAUGAAACUGUGAUGAAACAUAUAGUAAAUCCAGCGAUCAAAUCGCAAGCCACUUGUAUAGAUUUGCAAGCACCAUGUGGAGAUUUGAACCAGUUGGACUUCAUAGAGAUUUUCAAGAAGGUGGUGGAACAUGCUGCAUUCCAAUUGAAGGCUACACCAAUCACUGUGGCGCGUAGUGAAAAGACUUAUGAUGGGAAAGGUGUGGCACGAUUGUUGCAUCAAAAAUCUGAACUGGAAAAGGCGCUGCAGAUGACUUGGAAAUCCCUACCAAAAGAUAAGCAUGGAGCUCUUCCAAGAAAAUAUCUUCGAGUGGGAUUAGAUAAUUUGGCCCCUUCAGUUGCUUUGCCCCCUGUAGGAGCCAUUGAACAGAUGGAUGAAGUGAUUUCAGAAGUUUUUAAAAUGGUGAGAGCUGAUGAAGGGGGAGUUUUGAAUGAAAAUGAAUUUAAUAAAUUAAUGUUACAAAUACUUGGUAGUAUCAUGCUUCAACUUGAGGGGAAUUCAAUUCAUGUGUCUAGUGUUGAAGUUGUUAGUAGUUCGUUGACUGGCAACAUUCUUCCACUCUAAAAUGUCUAUUCCUCUUCAAUUUGUUAGCUUAAUGAAUGGCCUUAUAGUCAUCUCUAACAAAAUGACAAGUAAUUAUUAUGAAUUAGAGAAUAAUCAUGACAUUAAACUUCCUCUUUAAAGGGAGGGACCCUUAAUUCUUCAAGGGUGGAAAGCUUGUACUCUUAAAACAUGUUAAUCUUUUGUAAAUCUAUUGAAGACAUCAAAGAUUUCAUUUUUUCAUGAAUUA